UUUUUUACAUCGUUUGGGGUUUCAAAAUUUCCAGAAAAUGUAAGCACCAUUGUUUUAAUUUACAAUUGUGACAAUUCGGCCGGGGAUGCUUGACUGCCUCCGUUUUUCCCCCUGGGAAAGUGCCCCGUGGAAAUGGGAGCUAUAAAAUAUGACCAUGCAAUUGUCAAGGCUUUUAGUUGAACUUCAAGCGUUUUGGCAACAUGUUCCGCAUUUUCCCGCUGCUCUGUCUGCUGCUCUUUUCGACUGUCCGUUCGGAAAACUGCGACCAGGAUGCGGGUGCCACAUUAUAUUGUCGCGGGGAGCGGGCUCUGCGGAAUGUCCUGCGGAAUUUGAAUCGGAACGACAGGCCUCUUGUGGUAGUCAAGGGUCUUGAGAUAGUUCCGCUCCAGAACAACUCACUCGUCGAGGACGAGCAGGAACAGGACCAAAGCCUGCUGGAUAGUCUCUCCUUCUAUCUGCGUACCCACGAGGUCAAUGUAAAGCUGGCCGAUCUUCUGGAGGAUGAAGCUCAAGUCUCAGAGGCCCGCAAAAAGGACAAAGGCCAGGGCAUGUUGUUGGCAAUGGCCCUGAUGUUUGGAAAGAUGAUGGCGGUGAUGGGCCUGGGCGGGAUCGCAGCCCUGGCCAUGAAGGCGCUGGGCGUGUCCUUGGUGGCCCUAAUGAUGGCCGGGAUGGUGGGCCUGAAGACAGCGGCCCAGAACGGCGGAGAGAGCAGUCACAGCAUCUCGUAUGUGACUGGCGAGGGACAUCACCACAAGAGAAGGCGCCGGUCGUCCGGCCAACAACCCUUGGCCUACAGGGACUGGUACUGAUGCUCUCUUUGUGUGUUUUGUUAGUUCUUAUGUAGCACCUAAGUAAUUUAAUAAUGUAUCCAUCAUGCAACAGCUGCAAGUUGUUUUUAUCCCCGCUGCAAUCGAAUCGAGUGCAGUGCCACUCGAGACGUUGCUGCGGCUCUGGGCAGUCGUGUUGCUGUUGCUGUUGCUGUUGAUGUCGUGCUACGGCUGAUGUUGCUGCUGCUGCCUCGGAUGCCGCUCUUUGGUUUAUGAAAUCGGUGAAAGUUUAUUUGAGUCGAGCUCGUAUUGUGUAGCCAUCAGCAUCCGCAGCAGCAGAAGGCAACCUACACAUGUUCGAAACGGUUGUAUUUGUGGCUAUACCCUGCCACUGAGUUAUAAGCCUUUUUGGCAUUAAAAUGUUUUAUUCCGGGGUUCAUCCCUGGAAGGCAGUUGAAGUUUUCGAAUAACUAUACACAAUAAAAUUUAUUUAUUUAACCAAUCCAUUUUUAAGUCUUAGAGAGCUUAAUCAUUUUUAGAUUGAUUGGAAUUCGGGGUCAAUUUUUGUAUAUACAAUUCAUUAGUUUGAAUUGACAAAUAAUUUAUAAGAAAUAAAGGUUACAAUUUAAAACAUUAAAUUCUAGCAGUGUUUGCAGUGAAGAAUAUUUUUUCUUUGAUGCCUAAAUCAAGAUAUCUGACUUAUGUAAUCAAAAUCACAGAAUUUGGCAAAAGCAAUUGGCAACAAGAAAAAUAAAAUCAGCAAUGAAACUCAAAGUCAGCACUUUUCCACUUUUUUUUGCUUUCCAAAAAUAAAUUUUGGACUUUAAUGAAUUUGGUAAAAAGUGAAGUCACAAAAGAUUUAUUUUAAAAUUCCUUAUUUUUCAAAUGUUUUAUUCUCUUUGCAUGAAAGAGCAUCUUAGUUCGCAUUCGCCCUAUUUGAAACCCCGCAUUUCCUCCUCCUUGUGCAUGGUGUCGUCAUUUGUCAGCCCGCUUUCGUGCAGUGUUAUCGAUGAAGUCGCCAGAUACCGGAUAUCAGAGUUCCGAAGCUCUUCUGCGGGUUCUCUGCUGAUCUGCGCUUCAGAUGGCGACCGAACUCUUAUUUUCCGUGGAAUCUGGUACACGACCACUGGCGCAGUGGAGCUGGGCAGCACUCCGAUUGAAUUUGCAUAAUGCGUGGCCAACUUUCACUGUAUUUUGGCAGCGCCAACGGUUCUUUCCGACCACCUAAAGCGCCGCGGGCAACAGUAACACAAAUUACAGCCAUGACAGACCCCGAAAAAACAAGAUGUGCGUUCUGUUACACAAUACCAUUAAAGCCGCAGCACUUGAACGGCCAAAACCCGUUAAGCGGCCGGCAGGGACACGGCCACCACUACACCACUACACCUUUUGGCCAAGAGCAACUUGCUCUACCUCUUUCCCCGGUUUUCCGAACCUUGUACCGCCGCCUAAUUGCUCUGUCUACUGGUGGUCGCUUCUUGUGCCGCUGCGCUGCUUCUUUUGUUGAAUCGCUCUUCUGCUAACUUUCCCUUUUCAACGGCAUUUUACGAGCGCGUCUGCCGGCCGUAAUUAAAUUAUAAAAUAAGUUCAUAAAGGCAAAUUUGUUGUUUUACAAUUCGUAUAUGAUCUGCUGCUUUAUAUAAGCGCACACUUGCCCUGGAAUUGAUUUUCUAAACGGUGCGCUUUGAUUUUUACAGGACGGUUGACAAUAAAAGCUGCCGGCUUUAUGGGUUUAUGAGCACGACGACGACGAUGAUGAUGAGAUGGCUGCCAAGACGUGUGUGAAUGCUGGAGCUCCAGUCCAGUGCAUAAAUGAAAGUUCAUAAAGAAAUUAGCUGAUUAAUCGUCGUUCGAUGAGCUUGGAAAAUGACCAGGCCGGCCAAGCCCGGCUGGAUGACUGACUGAA
Messenger RNA from Drosophila rhopaloa, 2673 nucleotides. RefSeq lists its product as uncharacterized. The coding region runs from base 201 to 809 and encodes 202 amino acids. The transcript is spliced from 3 exons. The record is from RefSeq and is a predicted model, not a curated record. NCBI's taxonomy places the organism in Eukaryota, Metazoa, Arthropoda, Insecta, Diptera, Drosophilidae.